AUGUGGGCUUUGACGGCCGCGGUCGUGGUGGUGGUGGGGUUAACGUUCGGCAGUGGCUAUGGCUUCCCGGAGGAGGAUUUGGUGGCCAGGUUGCCGGGUCAGCCGCCGGCGACGUUCAGGCAGUUUGCUGGGUAUGUCGAUGUGGAUGUGGAGAGAGGGAGGAGCUUGUUUUACUACUUUGUGGAGGCUGCUGAGGAACCCCAUCGCAAGCCCCUCACUUUAUGGCUCAAUGGAGGGCCGGGUUGUUCAUCUAUCGGUGGAGGUGCCUUCACUGAGUUAGGUCCCUUCUUUCCUAAAGGUGAUGGAAGAGGUCUCCGAGUGAAUUCGAAAUCAUGGAACAAAGCUUCAAAUCUUCUCUUUGUGGAGUCUCCGGCAGGGGUAGGAUGGUCAUAUUCAAAUACAAGCUCAGACUACACUUGUGGCGAUGCAUCCACAGCAAGCGAUAUGUACAAGUUCAUGUUGGGGUGGUACAAGAAGUUUCCUUUAUUGAGGACCAGAGAUUUAUUUUUGACAGGAGAAAGUUAUGCAGGACACUACAUCCCGCAGUUAGCUGUUGCUCUUCUGGACCACAAUGAACACUCCAAAGAUUUCAAGUUCAACAUUAAGGGAGUAGCUAUUGGAAAUCCACUUCUGAGGCUAGACCGUGAUGUUCCAGCAACUUACGAGUAUUUCUGGUCACAUGGAAUGAUUUCCGAUGAAAUCGGACUUACAAUCAUGAAUGACUGUGAUUUCGAUGACUACACGUUUGACGAUCCACAUAACGUGUCGAAAUCGUGCAACAGUGCCAUUACCAAGGCGAAUGAGAUUGUUGGUGAUUAUAUAAACAAUUACGAUGUGAUUCUUGAUGUGUGCUAUCCAUCAAUAGUGGAGCAGGAGCUUCGUCUCAAAAAGAUGGCUACGAAGAUAAGUUACGGUGUGGAUGUUUGCAUGAGCUAUGAAAGGCGUUUCUACUUUAACCUUCCUGAGGUUCAGAAGGCUCUACAUGCAAAUCGAACAAAUUUACCCUACAGUUGGUCCAUGUGCAGUGGUGUUUUGAAUUAUAAUGACACAGAUGGAAAUAUCAAUAUUCUUCCAUUGCUCAAGAGGAUCAUUCAGAAUGGUAUUCGAGUUUUGAUCUUCAGUGGCGAUCAAGAUUCAGUCGUACCAUUACUCGGUUCACGAACACUUGUACGCGAGCUCGCUCAUGAUCUUCAGAUCGAAAUCACAUUACCAUAUGGAGCUUGGUUUCAUAAAAAACAGGUGGGAGGUUGGACAACCGAAUAUGGGAACCUGUUGACAUUUACGACAAUCAGAGGUGCAGCUCAUAUGGUACCUUAUGCACAGCCUUCAAGGGCUUUGCACCUGUUCAGCUCGUUUGUUCGUGGCAAAAGGUUGCCGAACAAUACUCGUCCCUCCAUUGACGAUUGA
This is a messenger RNA of Striga hermonthica, 1407 nucleotides long. NCBI's taxonomy places the organism in Eukaryota, Viridiplantae, Streptophyta, Magnoliopsida, Lamiales, Orobanchaceae. The record is from the annotation of a GenBank genome assembly.